GAACUCCAAUCCACCAUAGUAAUUCCUCCAAUUUCUUAAAAAAAGAAAACAAAAUAAAUCAAGGAAAAUGCUGGGUGGCUUGUUCGGCGAUCUCCCGCCGCCGUCUUCCUCUACCGACCAAGAUGACAAAUCCGCCGGCGGCGGAAAUGUUUGGUCAAGCAGCACCGCCAAGAUGGCUCCAUCCGCCCUCCGCAAACCCUUCGCCCCUCCCCAGACUGUUCUCCGGCCUCAAACCCUACUCAAGCCCAAGCCUCCCAAACCUAGCCCCAACCCGACCAACGAGAAUGCCAAUCCAAAUCCUACUGCGCACCAGGCGGCGUCGUUCCAGCCAGCGUUGGUCGCCAUUACCAGCACCGUCGUAGAUGAGUACGAUCCAGCCCGGCCGAACGACUACGAGGAGUACCGGAGGGAGAAGAAGAGGAAGCAGGUGGAGGCGGACUUGAGGGAAAGGGAGAAGAGGGAGAGGGAGAGGGAGAAGGAGAAGGAGAAGGAGAGAGAGCGGGAGCGAGAGAGGGAGAGGGAGAGGGAGUUGAACCUCUCCGGCGAGGAGGCGUGGCGGAGAAGAGCUGCUAUGAGCGGCGGAGGUGGCGCUGCUCAGGCUCCGAGAUCACCGUCGCCUCCCCCUGGUAACGGAGAGUUUAAUAUCGGGGGGAGAUCGGAGACUGCCGGCUUGGGAAUGGGAAUGGGGGCUGAGGGAAAGAUGACCAUGACUGCUGCACAGAGGAUGAUGGCGAAGAUGGGGUGGAAGGAAGGACAGGGAUUAGGGAAGCAAGAGCAGGGGAUUACUACUCCUUUGAUGGCCAAGAAGACCGAUAAGAGAGGUGGAGUUAUUGUAGCUGGUGAUGAGGUUAAACAGCCGGAGAAGAAGGUUAAGAGCGUUAAUUUCAAUAUGGCUCCAACAAGGGUUAUACUGCUCAGGAACAUGGUUGGCCCUGGCGAAGUGGAUGAUGAUCUAGAAGGUGAAGUAGCAGAAGAGUGUACGAAAUUUGGCACAGUGACACGCGUGCUUAUAUUUGAGAUAACAGAACCCAAUUUCCCUCACGACGAAGCAGUCAGAAUAUUCAUUCAAUUUGAGAGAUCCGAGCACGCAACCAAAGCUCUGAUUGAACUCGAAGGACGGUUCUUUGGGGGAAGGGUUGUUCGCGCAGGCUUCUAUGAUGAGGAAAGGUUUAGCAAUAAUGAGUUGGCUCCUUUGCCCGGUGAAAUUCCUGGCUUUUGACAAUCUAUUCUAUUCAAACUUUAUGUGUGUUACACUGUUACUGUAGGCUCUGUAGCUAAGCUAAACCGUGCUUCCAAGUUACUAACAAUUUCUUUCUUUAACAUUA
Messenger RNA from Ipomoea nil (Japanese morning glory), 1325 nucleotides. Its product is annotated as DNA-damage-repair/toleration protein DRT111, chloroplastic. Gene Ontology annotation, molecular function: RNA binding. NCBI's taxonomy places the organism in Eukaryota, Viridiplantae, Streptophyta, Magnoliopsida, Solanales, Convolvulaceae. Gene Ontology annotation, cellular component: precatalytic spliceosome. The transcript is spliced from 2 exons. Bases 68 to 1219 code for a protein of 383 amino acids. Gene Ontology annotation, biological process: mRNA cis splicing, via spliceosome. The record is from RefSeq and is a predicted model, not a curated record.